Messenger RNA from Dunckerocampus dactyliophorus (ringed pipefish), 5416 nucleotides. RefSeq names its product inositol polyphosphate-5-phosphatase D (gene inpp5d). Bases 492 to 3659 code for a protein of 1055 amino acids. Lineage: Eukaryota; Metazoa; Chordata; Actinopteri; Syngnathiformes; Syngnathidae. The transcript has 26 exons. The record is from RefSeq and is a predicted model, not a curated record. Gene Ontology annotation, biological process: phosphatidylinositol dephosphorylation. Gene Ontology annotation, molecular function: phosphatase activity.
GUAAAUGGCGAGCUGUUGUAAAUGUGUGCUUCCUGAUUAUUAUUUAAAUGCGUGUCAUGUCAUUACAUGGGAAUCGGACCACUGUUUACUUUAAUGUAACAUCAGGUACAAGAAGACAUCCAAUGGAAUGAUAGCUAAGGUAUUGUAUUGAUUCAAUGAGUCAUUUCUUUCUUUGCAAUUCGGUACUUCCUUUUUUUUGAGCCUCUGGUUCUAUAUGGGCAAACUAGACAACAGAAAUAGCAGCUGUAAACGCAAAUUCUGAGAAGCAACGAUUAAGCUGAUGAGAAUGAAGUUCAAGUCUGCAUAUUCGUCGACAGCUGGAUCUGUGAUACCCUGUAUAUCCGGCAUAUCGGGGGCCCUCCUCUCUCUUCAAAUGAGGAAGUGAGAAUGAAAGACUGGACUUGUGAAAGAUGAACAAAAAAAUCGUCAGUAAAUGUGACACUUGUUGAAGAGUAGAUGCAAAACUCUUGAGGUCUUCACUGCUGGGCAGGAUGCAGAGUUGCCAGGCUUGGUGCCACGGCAAUAUAACUCGAUCCGAGACAGAGGAUCUCCUCUCCAAAGCAGGCAGAGAUGGAAGCUUCCUCAUUCGUGACAGUGAGUCCAUACAAGGAGCGUUUGCCCUGUGUGUUUUAUUCCAGAAAUGUGUGUACACAUACAGAAUCCUGUCGAAUGAGGACAAGAAGCUCUCAGUCCAGGCAUCAGAGGGAGUUCCUAUCAGGUUCUUCUCCAUGCUGCCAGAGCUGGUGGAGGCAUACCACAACCCCAACAUGGGCCUUGUUACGCACCUGCAGUACGCCAUCCAAAGAGAGGAGGAGCCAGAGGAGGAGCCAGAAUCCAACAAUCCUCCACCACAGCUUCCGCCGAGAAACCUCCCAGCCAUCGAGGUGAAAGAUGAUGACAUCAAAUCGUGUGAGCAAGGCCACAAAGGCCUGUCAGACACCUUCCUGAUGAGGCUGCAGCACAUGGACAUGUCAAUGAUAGUGGAGGAGCAACAAACGCUCAUUCUGGACUACUUCAGGACUUCAAUUUGUCUGGAUGCUGAACAAGUACAGAACGGGAACCUCAGCCUCCCUGGUCUCAAGAAGCUCACUGUGGCAAUCUGCAAGAACCUAAUAAGUGAAAUUUCCCGUGUCCUACCUGCUCUGGAGGUUUGCCAGAGAACAUUGGACCAGCAGCUCUCACCAGGGAUUGGACCACAUCCAAAACAAAUUUCUGCAGAUCCUGGCCACCCUGUGUCCUUCAGGCUUGAGCAACUGACUAAACUUCUCUACUCCAUAGAGGACAAGGUCAAGCAAGAAUCUCUUGGAAUUCCUACAAAGAUGUUUAUGAAAGUGGACGUGGAGGGCGGGAAGCUUCACUUCAAGAAGUUAAAGGAUGGACCCGACGACAAAUACUUUGUACACAAUAAAAUCCGGCAGUUGGUGAAAUCCCAGAAAAUGCAGGCCAAGCUCGUCAUCGUGGUGGAAACUGAGAAAGAGAAGAUCUUGCGCAAGGAGUUUGUCUUUGACAACGCAAAGAAAAGGGAAGGCUUCUGUCAGCUCCUUCAACAAAUGAAGAACAAACACUCGGAAAAACCCGAACCGGACAUGAUCACGGUCUUUAUCGGCACCUGGAACAUGGGAAAUGCCAGUCCCCCCCACAACACAAACUCCUGGUUCCAGUGCAAAGGCCAAGGCCAGACCCAGGAUGACACAGCUGAUCACAUCCCGCAUGAUAUUUAUGUCAUCGGGACCCAGGAGGACCCUCUGGGCGAGAGGGAGUGGGUGGACACGGUGAAAAGCGUCUUGAGGAACAUCACAAACAUCAGCUUCAAACAAGUAGCCAUCCACACGCUGUGGAAUAUCAGGAUCGUGGUGCUCGCCAAGCCCGAGCAUGAGAACAGGAUCUCGCACGUUUUCUCCGACAGCGUCAAGACGGGGAUAGCCAACACUUUGGGAAACAAGGGAGCGGUGGGCGUGUCUUUCAUGUUCAAUGGAACAUCCUUCGGAUUUGUCAACAGUCACUUGACGUCAGGAAGUGAGAAGAAACUCAGGCGUAACCAAAACUACUUGAACAUUUUGCGAUUUCUAAAUCUGGGCGAUAAGAAGCUGAAUCCGUUUGACAUCACCCAUCGCUUCACACACCUCUUCUGGCUGGGUGACCUCAACUACCGCCUUGACUUGCCAAAUACGGAAGCCGAGUACAUUGUGUCAAAGAUCAAGCAGCAGCAGUACCAGGACCUCCUCUGCAGAGACCAGCUCACCAUGGAGAGGAACGACCAAAAGGUCUUCUUGCACUUUGCCGAGGAGGAGAUCACAUUUGCGCCGACGUACCGCUUUGAACGCUACACACGAGACAAGUACGCCUACACAAAGGCCAAAGCCACUGGGACUAAAUAUAAUUUGCCGUCAUGGUGCGAUCGCAUCCUGUGGAAGUCCUACCCUCUGGUCCAUGUCGUCUGCCAGGCGUAUGGGUGUACUAACGACAUCAUGACAAGUGACCACUCACCAGUGUUUGCCUCGUUUGAAGUGGGAGUGGCCUCACAGUUUGUCUCUAAGCGAGAUCCAAACAGCGCACCUCAAGGUGGAAUACAGAUCAUGAACUGUAAAGCCACCCUGUUGACUAAGUCAAGGACAAAGUUCUUCAUUGAAUAUCACUCCAGCUGCUUGGAAAAAACUGUUCGGACAUGUGAAGGCGAGAACACGGAACACUCGGAUGGCUCCAUCAAAGUUUGGUUUGGCACCCAAGUCCAGCUCACUCCAAUCAUCUCGGACGCCGAGUACCUUUUGGACCAACACAUCCUCAUCUGUGUGAAGUCCACGGACUCGGACGAGUCGUACGGAGAGGGUUGUGUCGCACUCCGAGCUGCCCAGUUCUGCUACACCGAGUUCCAGGUAGCACUCACACACCACGGCGAGAACACGGGCGUCUUGACCGGCGGCAUUCAGCUGCACACCUCUGAAGGCAAACCCACUGAGAAGUUAUACGACUUCAUCAAAGUGGAGAGAGAUGACGCAAAGGGCAAAAGCAGCGAGCCAAACAAGACGUCGGCCGGCCAAGCGCACGCCAUAUCCAACCCGAGUUACAUGGAAGUGUCCUACAGGAGCGACAAUGUGGUCGCCAAGGGCUGGAGCUACAGCAUGCCGCCCAAAACCCUGCCCAUCGCCAGGCAGCCCAGUAAAGACACCAAGAAAAGCCCCACGGGCAAACCCGUAAAACCAGCGGAUGUGGAGGCGUCAGAGAUGUUUGACAAUCCGCUCUACGGAUCCACGCGGACAACUCCAAGCCAAGGCAAGGAUCAGGAGGCCUCACAGAAGAAUCACCUCAUGCCCCCGGACCCCAUGUUUGGACCAAAGCCACCAGAGGGCCACCCGGUGCCCACCCCUCGCAGCCGGUCCUUCACCUGCUCCGAGUCCAAACCACCUCCCCCGGCCGCCGUGGCCCAGCACAAGAAGCCGGUGGUGCCGUCACGCUCGCAGGGCUGCAUGCCGACCGGCCGGCCGCCGCUACCCGCCAAGGCUCGCCCGGGCCCUGCGGAGCUGCAGGCACCCAAACCCAGAGACUACAGGGACAGCUCAGAACUCCCCGGCAAGCAGCAAGCGCCAGCGAGGCCCGGACUGACACAGUCCCAAAAGGACCCGCAUCCUGCCGUUUCCAAAGCAAGCCAUUCUGUAAAGUAAAGAUCAGCGCAGAUGAUGCAGCUUCCAGUCUUCUCUCCUCUGAUGUGAUCAAUGUAUUUCUGGGCCUUUCCACUGAAGCGGUGCUGUUUGCUUGUGGUAAAUCUGAAUAAACUUCAAAUUCUGUCUCAUAUCUGAUAACACACACAUUGGCCGACUCAAAAUGUGUAUCGGCUCAUCUCAGGCAAUAUUAUUAUUCUAUUAUUAUAAUAUGGAUAUUAUUAUUUCAUUUUUGUUUGUGUUUUCUAAGCCAAGAUGACUCAUUGAAGUAGCAGGACUGAAUGUUACUUUUGGCUUUUCCAUUUAAAUGAUGCAACUUCCUGUGGGCCAUGUGAUUUAGUAUUCCAAAUGUUUCAGAGGGGUUAAUGUGUCAGCGCAGGGGUGUCCAAUUUGUGGGGCGCGGCACAUUCUAAAAAUAUAUUUUAACAAGGAAUCUAAACCCAAAGAAACAACAGCAAAAAUGGAAACAUCUGCAGUAAUUUUACAAGAAUAAAGUCAAAAUAUUAAGAGAAAAAAAAAGGAUGUAUUGAAACCGUUGUAAUUUUACAAGAAUAAUGUAUUUUUUUUUUAUUUUAUGAGGAAAAAUAACGUUAUUUUAGUAGCAUAAUGUGGAAAUAUUAUUAUUUUUUUUAAGUCAUAAACAAACAACAAAUAAAGUUCAAAUUUUUGGAAAAUUAGGUUGUGGAAAAAGCUAUGUUACAAGAAAAAAGUCAAAAUAAUAUGGGAAUAAAGUUAUAAUAUUAUAAGAAGAAAAUUUACAAGAAGAAAGUUGAAAUAGUUGGAAAAAAAACAGUAGCAAUGAGAAAAACAAUUUUACUGUUAAUAAUUUUACAAAAGUAAAGUCAAAAUAUGAUGAGAAGGAAGUCAUUUUCUGACAAGACGUUGUAAUUUUACAAAAAUACAUUAAUAAUAUGAGGAAAAAUAAUGUAAUUUUAGUACCAUGGAGUUGCAAUAUUAAAGCAAAAAUACAUUUGUUUUUUUAGUGGCAAUAUGAGAAACCAACAAAAUAAAGUUGCAAUUUAUAAGAAUGAAGUCAUAAUAUCACAAGAAGAAAAUAUAAAUAUUUGCAAAAUGUAAAAGAAAAAUUCAAACCUGGGGAAAAAAAGAGCAAAGAGUGAAGUUCAUGCUAAUAAUGCGCUUUUGCCCCAUAUCACAAAGCUGAGUUGCAGUUUUUUCUUGACAUAUAUAUAACUUCUUAGCAUAUCUUUACAAAAUAUCAGUAAAGUUGCAUCCUUUCAUUUUUCAGUAUGUGGCCCUCGCUGGAAAAUGUUUGGGCACCCCUGUGUUAGAGACUGACGGGACACGAUUCAAGUGAAUUUCAACUAAAUUGUUCUUGUUUUUUUUAAGAAAAAUAAGGCGUAAGUAAAUAGGAGUAACACAAAUAUGUUAAAUAUAUAAAUAAGUCUAAUUUUAGGAAGCGGGGACAGGCCACAAAUGUUAUAUUUCCAGUUUUCAAGGUAGUUUAAAUUAAACGGCAUAACUUGUCUUUAUUAAAUAUGCAAUCAAAUCAAUGUGCAGGACACUUUUGCCGAAUAAAAACAAAUAUUUUACAGUUCAUUUUAUUGUGCUUUUUUACAUUAUAUUUCCUGCGGAUGCAAAUGGCACCGAUUUGUAGAAUGGCCCUUCUCUGCUCACUGAAAUCAUAAAAAAAGACUUUUAUUUCUUCACACUCCACUGCUGAAUGAUAUCCCAAUGAGGUCUUGCACGAGUGAUACUGUGUGUUUGAGAUGAUUAUUGCUGCAAUAAAUUUAACUACAAGA